Anneissia japonica is the source of this 2822-nucleotide messenger RNA. Its product is annotated as F-box/WD repeat-containing protein 8-like. The transcript is spliced from 12 exons. The record is from RefSeq and is a predicted model, not a curated record. Gene Ontology annotation, molecular function: protein binding. Gene Ontology annotation, cellular component: preribosome, large subunit precursor. NCBI's taxonomy places the organism in Eukaryota, Metazoa, Echinodermata, Crinoidea, Comatulida, Comatulidae. The coding region runs from base 335 to 2176 and encodes 613 amino acids.
GUUUAACGAAGAACGACUUUCGAAUACGGCCAUUGUUGAGCAUAGAGGGCGCUAGCUUAUAAACAUAAACAAAAAUAAAAAUAUUAGUAGGUAAAACAUACAGUGUGGUUUCGGCAAUUUUAUUUCGUGAUAGCAUUUUGGUAUUUUGCUCCAGUCGCAUUUUGGUAUUUUGUUCCAGUCGCAAGGAGCGACUGGAACUAGCGCCAAUGUUAAGGCUGUUGUUAGCAGCUCCCCUGCAUUACCGCUCAGCCACUUGACUCGCUUUACCAAGGAAUCAGCAAAUAUGUAGAAAAUUAAAAAGGGAAGAAAAGACGUAAUUCAAAGAAAAUGUAUAAUGGAUGAUUUGAAAAAAUUCAGAGAGUCUUGGCAAAGAGAACUUAACGAAAAUAAUCUACUUCAAAAUUCUCCAAGCAAAUCAAAUCUUGAAAGCAAGGAAGAUGUGCUCAUUUCGCAAAGAAAAUCAGACAAGUCAUUCACAAAAUAUACACCCUGCGUUAGAGUUGACAACUUACUGGAGGGAAAACGAACUUUCGAUAAAGGUAAUGAUGAGCUUCAUGGCAUUUGCAAUACAACUAGUGAAGCUGUCAACUGCCAUGGUGUUAAUACUAGGAAGAGGAAAAAGCUAAAUAGUGAGGAAGCUGUGAAGUCAACUGGACUUUUAGAAGCACUUAUAGCAGAUUUGGAUGAAAUCAACGACAUACCAUUUUUUGAUAUAGAAAUCCCACGGGAACUUGGAAUAAAGAUUUUCCAGUAUCUGAGUAUGCAGGAUCUUUGCAAUUGUGCUCAGGUCAGUUCAAGUUGGAGGAGUUUGGCUGAUGAUCAGUUGCUAUGGUUUCCAUUCUAUAAAGCUCUGGGUUUUUCUACUGAUGUCACUAUUGAUAGUGAAGCAAGUUGGAAACUGGCAGUCAGGGAUGGAUUAAUGCAAAGGGAUUUGUUAAUCAACAAUUGGAAGGGUCGUAUUGGUCGAGUGACAACGCUUGAACAUAUCACUGGUGGAGUUCUCUGUGCUGUCAGUUCAUGCGAUAUUGCUAUUAUUGCUGGAUUUUCAAAUGGUAGUGUAAAGCUGUGGAAAGUAAACAGGCAAGUCGAAGAAGAAACUAUGCUUUGUAGUUGCUAUGACAACAUGGGACUCAAGAAUGCUGACAGGCCAAGUGUCAAUCAUGUGGCUGUUAAUUCAGUUAUUUCGGUUGCAACCUACAACAAUGGUGAUGUGGACAUCUGGAGCACACAGCAUGGAGGUGACCCCAUUCACCAUUACCACCAAGAUGGCAUCCAAUGUGUGUCCAUAGCAACUGAUGAUGCCCAAGUUGUGAGUGCCUCUGGGAAAGAAUUGAGAAUAGAAGCAGCAGACAACUCAGGAAAUUGGUUCAUGCAAGACUGCAUUACGCUGGAUAAAUACAUUGAUAAUGUGAAAAUAUUUCAAGUUCCUAAUAAGAAGCAAAAAGGCAGUUAUGUUUCCGUGUCAACUGCAAAUGGUCUGUACAUUUAUAAGCCUGCUCCAGGGCCCAGGUAUUUGAGCCUAGUUCACACAUUUGUAGGGUCAACACCAACUUGUAUGGAGGUCAUAUCUGAUCACAUUGCUUGUGGCUUUGGUGCUGCCGGUUUUCAAGAAAGUUUCACAGUGAAAUUAUUUGACAUUGAGACCAAAAAUGUGAAGCAUGUGUUCCGAGGUCAUAGUUGGGAUGUCACAUGUCUCCAUAGUGACGAUGCCUUGCAGAGUAUGCUUGUUACAGGUUGUAAAGAUAAACGAGUUAGGUUGUUUGAUUUUCGACUAAAGAGUAAUCAACCUGUAGUGCAGCUAUCUGGACAUGGGGGCGCUAUUACUCAAGUACAGGUCGAUGAGUGGAAAGUUUUAAGUGGCGGAAUGGAAGGCAUGGUUUGUCUGUGGGAUCAAAGAAUGCAGAGAAAACUUUGGGAUUCAUAUGCCAGACAUCCUGUAAGAUACCUUUGUUUCAAAGGUGGUGGCUUAGUGACUGCCAAUAUUCCAAAUGUCAAAAGUUUAGAAGAUGAACUAGAAACUGUCACACACAGAAGGUUGAGAGGAGAAUUGCGACACUAUAAUUUUCUAGCCAAUCAGACAAGAGAAGGUCUUCCAUCAGUGUGCUUAUCAAACUAUGAUGAACCUGAAGGCUAUAACUACAACAUCAGGCUAGCUGCUCCUUAUGACAAUUUAUGAACUUCAUUGGAAGUGAUGGAGCCAGACCUACCAAACAGUGGUGGAUCCAGAUUUGCAAAAGUGCUUUCCCCCUCCCCCCUUCUUUGCAGAAGCUAAAUUCAUCACCUACUAAGUGGGAAAUCAUUUUGAUAUGAGAUUAAGAUGGGUAGAACCCAGAAAAUUCUGGGAGGCAUGGUCCCCUGUACCAUGCAGUAGGUAAGGGAACACCCCCUAAAACCUUCCUCUCUGGACCAUAGGAUCCACCCUUCUGAACUAAAGUCCUCAAUUGCCACCGUGGCAAAUAAUUUAUGGAUCUGCCUCUGCCUGACUAUUUAUAAAAAUAAGCAGAGCUGUAAGGCUUGUUUGAAAUUGAUGUAGCAAAGCCUACAAGAGGGAAUUUUAAAUUAAAUUUUAAUUGAAAGUUAAUUUUUAAUUUUCCCCUAACGUGCAAAUGUUAUGUUGUUAUAAAAAAUUAAUUAUGAGGGUACGAAUAUACUGACUGAAUUAUUAAAACAAAGCUUUACAAAUGUAGUGUAUGUAUGGAACUCUAUGAUACAAAUUUAAAUGAAGAUAUAGAGCAAAUUUAAUUAUUUAAACAAUUAUUAUUUUUGUGACAUACUGGAACAUUACAAAUGAAAUUAAAUAAUCAAUUGCAAUGUAAGCUAUA